Molecule: messenger RNA, 7557 nt
Organism: Wyeomyia smithii (pitcher-plant mosquito)
Lineage: Eukaryota; Metazoa; Arthropoda; Insecta; Diptera; Culicidae
Exons: 3
Coding region: 506-6730 (2074 amino acids)
Molecular function (GO): protein binding
Source: RefSeq, a predicted model, not a curated record
UAUGUUGUACUGUUAAGUUUAUGCGCAUAAUCAUUUUUAGAUAUGGAUCUUGUUGCAGAAAUGCGUAUAAUUCGUCAGCGUAAGACAGCAAAUCUUCAGUAAGGAAAAGUUCAAAAUACAAAGUCGAUCGAACGAUGCGUGUGUGAUCGGUGUGAUCCGUUAGAUCACGCUUAAUUCUUUUCAGUUUGUUAUGUUACAUACAGUCAGCCUUCUCACGCUAUCUCCCCACCUACAUUAACCACACUGAACGUAAUCGACCACUGACAGUUUCUUAAUCAUUUAUGAAAGAAGAGAAGAAAAAAAUCAGCUGUAACUGAAUGUCCCAUCAAAACGUGUCCACUCUUUCAGGAAAUUUCUUGUGUGUUAUUUAUCAUGAAUCAUUCAUGGAAAAAUGUAAAGAAUUUAAUUUUCUAAUACGUUUCAUCUUUCUAAUUGAAAAAAACACGACAGUUUAAACAAUUUCGAGAAGAUUUUAUGCGCAGAAUCGAGGAGCUCUGGUAUCAUCAUGGCUGAACGAAUCGACACUGGUAGACAUAGCCUGCCGGAAGUGAUAAAGCGACCAGGAACAACAGGAUCAAUGCAGGGAUACCUCUACGAGACUAAAUUAUUCAUGUCUGUUUUGCACCACGCCAUAAUGGCCAAAGUGGAACCAUUCCACAUGGCGUCAAAUGUUGAUAAAAUAGGUGCAUUUGACGAUUUGGUUUUUCUAGAUGAUACAAAACGGGGCUUGUUUUUGCAAGCUAAGCAUAGUAGCAGCAAGGACAAAAGGAUUAACGAUCACGCCUUACUAAGAGAAAAAGGUGAUUUCAGCCUAUCUAAAUAUGUUGUGAGUUAUCAACAGAUCAGAAAUGAAUUCAAGAACAUGGAAAUCACUUGUGUGUUAUACACCAACAGUGCUGAGGAUUUAGACGGUGAUAGAAAACAAAAUGUUGUGAAAUUUUCGAAUGACGGCUAUAAUUUAAGAGAGAGGCCAGUGAAUGUGGAAGAUCUGCUUCCUACUAAACCUGGAGGAAAAAAAUUCCAACUGGCAGAAGCAUUCUAUUUGUACCAUACAGCGGAAAGUGUUGCUGAACAGCGAAUUCGUUGUCUGGCUGCUAAAUUAAUCGGUUUAGCUACGAGUGAUAACGCAUUGUCAGAUAACGAUAUUAAGAGAUAUCGAAACAUAUUGGCCGAAGAGGUAAUCAGUGUGAAAACAAAAAAGAUUAAACCUGAUUUUUUUAAAAAGCAAAAAAAAUUGUGGAGAGUAUUGAGGGAAUCUAUGCAGAGAAAAGCAUUGUUCGAUAUUCCUCCGAAAUUAAACCAGAAGGAGAAAAUUGUUCUACUUGAAAGUAUAGCCAAAAAACCGACAGUUGAAAAUAUUAGUAAGUUGAUAUUAGUGGAGGUAGAAUAUAAUACAGAUGACGAGCGAUUGGAGAUAACGAAUGACAUUUCAAAAUGGCCAAACGUGUCAGAAGAAAGAGUGCAAAAAAUAAAAAGUCGGUUUACAACGUCGCAUAUCCCGAAAGGAGUAAUUGAUUGUGCCUUAGAUAUGGCCGGAAGAAAACGGUUGGAAUCUCUUUCAUUCAAACAUUUUUCUGCUACCAGCGAGCAUGAUCCUGGCGUUAGCCAAGAACAACACGAAAGACUUGCAAUAAAUUUCAUAAAGGCAAUCCAGUAUGCCAAGAAUGACAAGAUACCAAUAAGUCAACUGUUGAAUGGCGUUCACUUGGAUAACAUCAAUGUGAUCAUAGGCAGUUUGCUUAGCUUGGACCCGAAAAGUCAGGUCUAUAAACUUAAUCCCAACUCAGGAAAGUGGAAAACGCUCCGAGAACGAUUGCCUACAAGGCAAGCAAAAAUUCGGUUCAUAAAUAAUGUGUCCGGUUUUCCACUCAUUAUCGAAGAAGAUAAGCAGAUUGCCAAGGAAUUCCUCGAAAAGUUUUGGUUCUACGUUGGACAACCAAAACAGAAUGAAUUGGAGAAUAAAUUGAUACGUGAAUUGCAUGAAGAGUAUUCAACAAGUAACAAGUUUGAAGCCAGUAACAUUAUGCGCAAUGUUCACAGUGAAAUUCAACGCUGGUGGCUGACUCCAUCAACCGAGAACGAUCCCUGCAAGGGAUGGCUUUCUAACGAAUGUAAAUAUUUCGAGGAAGCAAAAACAAAAGUUAACAAAGCACCGACGACAGCCAUUCUGGACGGGCUUUCCAGAAGGGAUAUGGUAAAUUCAAAUAUGUUCGUGUUUUCAGCCGAAGCUUUGAGGAACUUAGGAUUGGAGGGUUUUUCUAAUGGUGUUCGAAACAUUGUGACUGAUCAGAUUCCACUUACUGGAUUAAAAUUAUUUCAAAUUUUUGGAAAAGAUAGUGAUUACACUUUUGUGAAGUGGAAUGAUGUUAUAGCGAUGAAAUGCAUGGAUAAGCUUCUAGAGGAACUUGAAGACGUCAAAUUAUCACCGAUAAUCGUAAUUGAUAAUGUUAAGGAUUUCUGCCUGAAUUGUUCUUUAUUUAAAAAGUGCAUUUUAGUUAGUCAGAAAGCUGUAUUCAGUGGUUCUAUAGUAUAUGAUAAAUUGGACGGUUUGAGCGACUUGACUGGCGACUCCCAACGGCAAGUUUUAGCCCGUGAAAAAGUAUUUUUUCAGGAUGUGAGAGUUUCUCUCAAGAGUUUAAUAUUGACUCCAGAUCUUAGGAAAGCUAUUGAUUCAACUACGCUUUCUAUUUUACUGGCCAAAAAAGAAAUAAAACUUGGAAAAACACCAGCUGAAGAUGUUCAGGAUUAUUACGUGAGGCGCGUUUUGCUGCGACAGACGAUCGUCGCGAAUUUUACCAGCUACCCGUAUUUUUUCCUCGCUAAAUCAAGUGAUUUUAAAAGCAACGAGUUAGCGAUCAAAUCCGAUAUAGUGACAAUAGACGAAACCGAUCAAGUAUUCCGAACUUUAGUUAAAAAAUUCAAUGAUCGAAAUAUUCACUGGCUAAAGAACGUCGGAGGCUACUUGCUGUGGCAAAAGUCUCAUGGCAGCAUGAAGAAGCUUCGUAGCGUUAGUGUACAAGUAGCGGAGUUUCAUCCUGAGACCGACAGGCUGGAUUCGGUAACGCUGAUAGCUGCAGAGCCGGGUAUGGGGAAGUCUACGUUAUUUUCCUACCUCGCAAAAACAAUAAAACAAAAGACACCCACAAGUUGGGUGGCGAAUAUAUGUUUGCAUGAUCAUUCAACAGUUUUUCAAGAAUGGUUAAAUAGUGGCACCGCUGUCACGAAGGAAACUAUAAAACAAUUUUUGUUUAAUACCGUAAGGAUACACAAACACGAGAAGGAGCUUAAAUUGACCGGGCCGGCGCGUUUGGAGAAGGAAUUAUUCGAUCAUUUGUAUAAGGAAAGGAAGAUUAUUAUAUUUCUUGACGGUUACGACGAAAUCAGUCCUAACUAUGAACAACAAGCGUUCCAACUGUUGGACACCUUGAAAAGCCACAACAUGAGUGGCGUAUGGAUUUCAACUCGACCAAACCAUCAGUACAAGUUAGAGGAACAACUAGGUACGUUUGCCUUAAAGCUGAAACCAUUCACGGAAAAAGAUCAAAAGCAAUUUCUACAAAAGUUUUUUAAAACUAACAGUACGACGUGUGCUUUGAAAGCUAAUCAGUUAGAUGCACUUUGCGAAGAAAUUUUAUCGCAGUUUUCUCGUACAAUCGACGACCAGCGUGCGGAGUUUGUAAGAAUUCCUUUGCAACUGAAAAUGGUCGCCAAAGUUUUAACCAAAUGGAAGGAUGAAAGUUCAGGAACGAAAAACAGAGCAAUGAAUCUGAUCGAUUUAUACGACGAGUUUUUCCGUAUUAAAGUCGUGGAGGUUUUAAAUUUGGAAAAAGAAGGCUUAAAGGAUCCGAACAACUCGAGAGCGUCAGUAAACAUGAUGAAUCAGUUUGAAACGCUACUGAAUGUGGCGAAACGAAAUCACCAGAUAUUAGCGGCAUUCUCGCUUCUUGAUGAACAGAUACGUGAAGAAUUUCUUUCUCCGCAGGAGCUUUUAGAGGGCAACAGUCUACUUAGGGAAAUAGCUGAUUCCAAGGAAAAGACCGGUAUCGUUUACCGCAUCGAGUACCGGCAGCCAUUUUUCGUUCAUCAAACUUUUGCUGAAUACUUUCUUGUUAUUUGCCUUUGGGAAAAGUUAAAUGCGCCGGAGGAAAACGCGUCGAUCAGCAGUAUAGUGGAUAAGUUUAUGCGAAACGAUAAGGUGCAAAUUUGUCACUUUUUACAACAGAAAGCUAUAAAAGAGAUUACCCAAACGAAAGUGUUACUUCGUAUUUGCAGAAUUAUAAUUUGUCGCAGUGUUCUACAUCCAAAGCGGAACGCAAUGAAAAUAUUGAUUGGAAUAGUUGAUUCGUUCAUAUCUUCGAUUAACUUAACUGAAUGUGAUAAGUUAUUAAGUUCAAUAUUUCAAGAUCUAAGGCCUGAUGAACGCGAGUUGCUGUUUUGUGUUGCUGUAAAAAUGGACUACAUAAAUUUAGUGGAAUAUUUUGAGCACACUAUCGAAGGUUGGAAUGUGAAUGCUACCUACAGGGAUCGCAACUUCACGAACUAUGGUGACAAUGAACUGACAGCCCUACACAUUGCAUCCCGAGAAGGUUUCGUGCAAUUGGUCAAGCAUUUUGCUGAGAAAGGAGCGCAUAUUGACGCCAUUUCAAGCAGGGGAAAAUCGGCGCUAAUUUUUGCAUCUCAAUAUGGCCGAUCUGAAACCGUGCGAUGGUUGCUUAAGCAUACAAAAUUCAUCAACAUUGCUACAUCAGAUAAAUGGACAGCAUUGCACUUUGCUGCACGAAACGGCGAUAUAGAAAUUAUCACUCAACUGGUUAAGGCGGGAGUAAAUGUUGAUGCUGUUGCCCCAAACAAUGGUACUGCUUUAAUGGUUGCGAUAGAUUCAGGUCACAUCGCUGCUGCAGAAUACUUGCUGACGGUUACUAAAAAUAUUACUGCUGCUGAAACUGGAGAUGGCUAUACCGCGUUACAUUAUGCCGCGAAUAAAGGCCAAACUAAAAUCGUCCAACAGCUGGUUGAUUUAGGAGUGGACGUAGAUAGUGCCACCAGCUCUGAAUAUGACGACGGAGAAACAGCGUUACAUUGUGCAGCAUCAGGUGGCCACCUUGGAGUCCUAAGCCAGUUGAUCGCACUCGGAGCGAAUCCUGAUAUCACAACGGAAUCCGGUGAAACUGCGCUGAUGCUUUCGUUGACAAAUGGAUAUCCACUUGCUGCGAAAUAUCUGAUGACAGAAACUUUGAACCUUGCUGCUGUGGAUUCCUCUGGAAAUACAGCGUUACAUUUGGCAGCAAGUAGUGGCUACCUUGAGCUGGUUAAGCAGUUGAUCACUAAAGGAGCAAUGGUUGAUCAAAGGAUCGCUAGAACUAAGACUGCGUUUAAGCCUCCUUCAUAUGAAAAUUUAUUGAAAGAAAAUUUGAACAUCGACGCUGUAGAUGACGAGGGGCAGACAGCGUUGCAUUUGGCUGCAGAAAGUGGCCACACUGCCAUCAUUAAACUGUUGGUCGCUGCAAAAGCAAACGUUGAUGCUUCAAAUGCGUCCAAAAGAACUGCGCUGAUGCUUUCAUCAUACGAGGGCCACCCGGAUGCUGUAGAAUAUCUGAUCACGAAAACUAUCAAUGUUGAUGCUGUGGACUCGUACGGACAGACCGCAUUACAUCUUGCAGCUAGUUGUGGCCACUUUGUAGUCCACGAUUGGUGCUAUAAUGAAGAAGAGUAUCUGGCCGUUGCUGGAAGUAAAAAACCUGCUUAUUCUGCAGUAGUGAAACUUCUUUUAACAAAAAAUCCAAACCUGGAGGCGGCAGACUUCGAUGGGUUAACAGCUUUACAUUUGGCAGUAAAAAGCGAUCACCUCCAAAUUGUUACACAGUUGAUCGCAGCAGGAGCGAGAAUCAAUGCUAGAGGUGGAUUUGAGCAAACAGCAUUACAUUUGGCUGUUAAGACAGGCCGCGUCGCGAUCUUACAAAGGCUACUUGAAGCAGGAGCGGACACCAAUGUUACUACAGAUGGCUAUACUGCCUUAAUGCUUGCUAUAUAUUGGGAGAAAACUGAAGCUGCUAACUGGUUGUUAACGAAAACCACGAAUAUCAACGCCGUCGGUUCCGAUGGAAAGACGACAUUAUAUUUGGCUGCCGAGAAAGGUUUCAUCGAUAUUAUGCAAAAGUUACUUAAAGCAGGGGCGGACGUCAAUGCUAAUAGUUGUGAAGGAUAUACUGCCCUAAUGAUUGCCUUAUAUUUUGGGCAUAUUGACGCUGCCGAAUGGUUAUUGUCGAAGACGGCGACUGUUAACGCCGUAAAUUCCGUUGGCAAAACGGCAUUAUAUUACGCUGUAAAAAUAGGCCACAUUGGGAUCAUACAAAGGUUGCUCGAGGCAGGCGCGGAUGUUGACACUACACUCGGUGAAGGCUUUACUGUUUUGAUGAUUGCUAUAUCUCUAAAGCAUACUGAAGUUGCCACAUAUUUGCUGUCGAAGACCAGGAAUAUUAACGCCGCUUGUGGUGAUGGAAAUACGGCAUUACAUUAUGCUGCGAAGAAGGGUCAAAUUCAAAUCAUACAACAGUUAAUUCAAAGAGGUGCGAAAGUUGAUGCCACCAAUAAAGACGGUGACACUGCGUUGAUGGUUGCUAUAAAGUUGGGCCAUACUGACACUGCAGAAUAUCUGCGUACAUGUGACCAGAGAAGCCAACGGUCCAGUUUCAACUGGAUUCUUCCAUCCUUUUUUAAAUCUAAAAGGUAAACCUCAACAUCUUUCAGUUUUUGAUGAGUUUGGAGGUUUUCAGUUGACGACGGCAUCAUGACAUUCGCGAAAACGAAGGAGCUGAUAUUUGUUUGGUUUUUGCAUGAGAAAAAGAAGGAAGGAAAUAUUUUUACUUUUGUCAUCACACACAUUUUGACAGAAAAAUAUUUACAGUUAGGUUUAGUUUGAAGCUGACACAGGCUUGUUAAUAAAAUAAUGCCUGAACGCGUAACGAUAAGUAGAUAAUGAAAAUACAAUGAGGUUCUACUUCACCUUACCAAACCAGAUCCUAUAAAGAUUCAAUGAUAGAUUAAUCUGUGAUAUAAAUAAAAUUGAUCCUAAAAACUAUACUUUACGAAAAACUCUUUAAUGUGACUCCUUACGCGUUUCUAUUAAACAAGAUGUUCAAGCAUGGCUAUUAACUUUAAAGCACAAAUAAUUCCACCUAGCGGUGAGACCUAGCAUUUCUCAUUCGAACUUUAUUAUCAUUUGAAAUGGUUAAAACAGAUUUUCACAAUCACUUCAAUUUGUAGAACGAAAAUUCACAUCUAAUUAGCUGCCGGUAACCGCAAGUCAGUCCCAUCUGUAAUUUUGUCAAUUUUGAGUUAGCAUCGGAUUUUGGCCUAGCUUUGGGUAUAUUUUCAGAUGUAACGAUAAAAAAUAGUGGUUUGUUCAACAAAAGUGGAAAUCAAUACCCAGUCGAAUUGUCCCAUUAUGCAAAAUAACCGCAAGUCAGUCCCAGAAGAAAAAUAACCGAAAGUCGGUACCGAUUUACAAAAAAAAAACAUGCAUAAUACGACAGUAAGAUGGAUGGGGAGUGGAGAAAA